Molecule: messenger RNA, 2160 nt
Organism: Grosmannia clavigera kw1407
Lineage: Eukaryota; Fungi; Ascomycota; Sordariomycetes; Ophiostomatales; Ophiostomataceae
Product: kinesin light chain
Exons: 1
Coding region: 1-2160 (719 amino acids)
Cellular component (GO): kinesin complex
Molecular function (GO): ADP binding; protein binding
Source: RefSeq, a predicted model, not a curated record
AUGAAGAUCGCCAUCACAGGACUUGGUGGUAUUGGGAAAACACAGCUAGCGUUAGAGUUUGCCUUCCAGCAAAAGGAGCUCUCAGACUGUGCCGUCUUCUGGAUUUCUUGUGUCAAUUCCGAAACCAUUGAUCAGGCCUACCGGAUCAUUUCUCGAGAGCUUGAAAUACCAGGUCACAACGAUGCCCAGUUGAACGUCAAAGAGCUUCUACGGGACUACUUGAGUAGCGACAAUAGUGGUCGCUGGCUUUUGGUUUUCGACAACGUUGAUGAUCUGAGUGUCUGGGAAGACAAUACCUCCCCAAGUUCGAGGGGAUUGCUAGACUAUCUGCCCAAGAACGAUAUUGGCACCAUCGUCUUUACAACGCGCGACAACAGGGCAGCGUUUAAACUCGCUAGUCCAAACGUUGUCAACUUGUCUGAAAUGGACGAGUCUACCAGUCAGCAGCUUUUGAAAAAUUAUCUCGGCAACGAAGAUCUCGUCAAGGCCGAAGAAGACACAAGAAUUCUGCUAGAACGGCUAGCUUAUCUCCCAUUAGCUAUUGUUCAAGCGGCAAGCUACGUCAACAUGAACCAGACAACGCUGCAAGACUACAUUCAACUCCUAGACAAGCAGGAGGCUGGGCAGAUUGAACUACUGAGCAAAGACUUCAAUGAUGACUGGCGGUACCAAAGCAUUCAGAACUCUGUGGCUAAAACAUGGCUCAUCUCGUUUACAGAGAUAAAGAAGCGCGACCCUCUUGCGUCAGAAUUUCUUUCCUUCAUGGCCUGCAUCGAUUCGAAGGAUAUUCCGAGGUCACUUCUUCCGCGUCCUUCUAGCCUUCCGGAGGCGAGGGAGGUGGAAGCCAUCGGCACACUGACAGGAUACUCAUUCAUCACCAAGCACACGACGGGGAAUGCGUUUAGCAUGCACCGGCUGGUACACAUCGCCACACGAAAUUGGCUACGCGCCGAAGAGACCCUGGACACUUGGACAGACAAAGCUGUUACAAGACUGGCGGACGCUCUACUCGAACCUGACCAAACCGAUCGAGCACAGUGGAGAUCAUGCAUGCCUCACGCUCACUAUAUUCUGACUUUGAAUGCUGGGCCCUACGACUACAACAGCCUCCUUCUUAUGUUAUUCAAAAGAUAUGGAGAUUGCCUAUACUACGAGGGCCGCUAUAAGGAAGCAGAAAUCAAUCACGAAGAAUUGGUAAAGAUAUUCAAGACAACGCUAGGAGCCGACCAUCCCGGCACGUUAACCAGCAUGUAUAACCUGGCGUCGGUAUACAAAAGACAAGGCCGCUGGGACGAGGCUGAGAAGCUUGGGGCGCAGGAGAUGGAGGCCUGCAAAGCGAAGCUAGGAGCCGACCAUCCCGACACGUUAUCCAGCAUAUCUAACCUAGCGACGGUAUACCAAAGUCAAGGCCGCUGGGACGAGGCUGAGAAGCUUGGGGCGCAGGUAGUAGAGGCCCGUAAGACAAAGCUAGGAGCCGACCAUCCCGACACGUUAACCAGCAUGUCUAACCUAGCGUUGGUAUACGAAAGUCAAGGCCGCUGGGACGAGGCUGAGAAGCUUGAAGCGCAGGUAGUGGAGGCCCGUAAGACAAAGCUAGGAGCCGACCAUCCCGGCACGUUAACCAGCAUGUCUAACCUGGCGUCGGCAUACCGGAAUCAAGGCCGCUGGGACGAGGCUGAGAAGCUUGAAGCGCAGGUAGUAGAGGCCCGUAAGACAAAGCUAGGAGCCGACCAUCCCGACACGUUAACCAGCAUGUCUAACCUAGCGUUGGUAUACGAAAGUCAAGGCCGCUGGGACGAGGCUGAGAAGCUUGGGGCGCAGGUAGUAGAGGCUAGUAAGACAAAGCUAGGAGCCGACCAUCCCGACACGUUAACCAGCAUGUCUAACCUAGCGUUGGUAUACGAAAGUCAAGGCCGCUGGGACGAGGCUGAGGAGCUUGGGGAGCAUGUAGUAGAGGCCUAUAAGACAAAGCUAGGAGCCGACCAUCCCGACACGUUAACCAGCAUGAACAAUGUCGCUAUAGUUUGGAAAAAUUUGGAUCGACACGCAGAUGCUUUGGAAAUGAUGCAAAGCUGCGUCGAGGCUCGGAAUCGAGUUCUUGGUCUGAAUCAUCCUAACACGAAAAACUCUGCAGCAUGGUUGACGGAAUGGGAAGAAUGA